Molecule: messenger RNA, 1418 nt
Organism: Artibeus jamaicensis (Jamaican fruit-eating bat)
Lineage: Eukaryota; Metazoa; Chordata; Mammalia; Chiroptera; Phyllostomidae
Gene: RASL10B
Product: RAS like family 10 member B
Exons: 3
Coding region: 4-615 (203 amino acids)
Molecular function (GO): GTP binding; GTPase activity
Source: RefSeq, a predicted model, not a curated record
GGCAUGGUCUCCACCUACCGGGUGGCCGUGCUGGGGGCUCGAGGCGUGGGCAAGAGUGCCAUCGUGCGCCAGUUCCUGUACAACGAGUUCAGCGAGGUCUGCGUGCCCACCACCGCCCGCCGCCUCUACUUGCCUGCUGUCGUCAUGAACGGCCACGUGCACGACCUCCAGAUCCUGGACUUCCCGCCCAUCAGCGCCUUCCCGGUCAACACGCUGCAGGAGUGGGCCGAUGCCUGCUGCAGGGGACUCCGGAGCGUCCACGCCUACAUCCUGGUCUACGACAUCUGCUGCUUUGACAGUUUUGAAUACGUCAAGACCAUCCGCCAGCAGAUCCUAGAGACGAGGGUGAUUGGCACCUCCGAGACGCCCAUCAUCAUCGUGGGGAACAAGCGGGACCUCCAGCGUGGACGCGUGAUCCCGCGCUGGAACGUGUCUCACCUGGUGCGCAAGACCUGGAAGUGUGGCUACGUGGAGUGCUCGGCCAAGUACAAUUGGCACAUCCUGCUGCUGUUCAGCGAGCUGCUCAAGAGCGUCGGCUGCGCCCGCUGCAAACACGUGCACGCCGCCCUGCGCUUUCAGGGCGCGCUGCGCCGCAACCGCUGCGCCAUCAUGUGACGCGCGCGUCCCGCCUGCCCCAAGGCUGUCCUCGGGCUGUGGCCUGCACAGCCUGGGUCGCCUCCGGAUGGCGCUGCGGGGCUUGAGCUACGAGUGGCGGGAAGAGAACUCUCAAGUGCCGGGCCUGAAAUGCCCCCGUAGCCACGCGUCUCCCCGUGGGAGGCAGAGGGCAGAGAGGGAGCCACCCCGUAACUGCCCGGUCCUCCCCUCUCCCGCAUCUGUCUUCCUGGGACCGGGUCCUUCAGGGCUGUACUUAGUGCAGUACCCAGCCCGGCCCCUAGGGGCACCACAGCCUUUUGGAACUGGGGUGCGCGCCGGAAAUGGAGGGUGGGGGUGGGGGUGGGGAGGUGUUGCCUUAGUUGGCCCCCACCCAUGUUCUCCGAGAGCGUGUCUGUCAUUUCCCCGUGUAUUCCUUCCCUGUGUCCAUCUGUCUGCCCAAGUGUCUCUUGGUCCUUCCCGGUCUUAUCUACCCCUUGGUUCCCCGCCCCGCCCCCAGCUCCGUUCACAGGGCUCGCAUUUCAUCCACCCCCUUGUUGCAGAUCCUGGCGGCUUCUCUGUGAGGUCCACCUUGUCACCUGUCGGCGCCACCGACACAGGACAGAGAGAUGCGGGUGGCCUGACGACCGACAGCAAUUGGGUCUGAGGGUUGAGGUCCCAGAUCAGUCAGGGGGAGAAAACUGAGUUGUACCCCCCCAGGGAGACCUCCCCACCUAGCAGCCCCCAGAGACACAAAAACCUACCUUCCAGCCUUAACUCGAUGGUCCGUCCCUGCCGGGUGCCCCUCACCCCUUUCCUGACCCCAA